UCGCCAAUAGAGACUGCAGUCACCGACUAUCCCUCUCAAUGCAGUCUCAUGAUUUAGCUUUACACAUCCACCACACAUCAAAGUGCCUGACAGAAGGAGAUUCACAGAGAGAUACGUAGAGGAGGACAGCGCAGCACAAGGCAAACUGACUGGCGAUCAUCUGGGCACACAUUCUCCAUGCCUCCAGUUUACCUGCUCCUGGUGCUCGUGUAUUUAAGUUGUUUCAGCCGGGGAUACAGCCAUUCGCAUGAGAGACUCAGAGAGUUGAAUACGGAGUUUGCUGUCAGGCUUUACCGGACGUUAGUGGACACAGAAAACAGGACUAACUUAGUGGUCUCCCCAAGUAGUGUGGCCAACUCUCUGGGGUUACUGCAGUUUGGAGCUCGAGGAAGCACCUUGACUCAGAUAGAAAAUGUACUGGGAUACAAUGUUCAUGAUGAAUCUGUACAAAAUUUCAUAAAAGCGAUGCACAAGGAACUAGCCAACUCCAGCCAGGAAACAUCCAUACGCUUGGCGUGUGCCUUGUUUGUGCAGACCGGGACUUCCCUCUCUGCACAGUUUAUUGAAAAUGCUGCACUAUGGGCAAACAGCAGCCUUCAACAGGCUAACUUCAGUCAGCAAACCUGGACAGCAAGUCAGAUCAAUCAGUGGGUUACCAGAAGCACAGGAGGUGGGAUACAGACCCUUGUGCCCUGUGGACCUGUUGUGCCGGGUUUUACACAAAUCACACUUGUGAGCACAAUGUACUUUAGAAGCAGAUGGAAAACCAAAUUCUCUUUCACAGACACACAGAUGCUGCCUUUUAUCAGCACGGAUGGGUCGGUGGUAAAGGUUCCCAUGAUGCAUCAAACUGCAGAUGUUAACUAUGGCCAGUUUGAAACCACUUCUUUUAAGAAGUUUACCAUAGUGGAGCUGCCUUACCUGGGGAAUACAGUCAGUAUGUUUGUGGUACGGCCCACAGACAAGAAUACACCAUUAUCUUCCAUUGAAGCAAGCUUGACAUCAAAGAGCAUAGCACUGUGGACCAGCUCCAUGAAGAAAUUCAAAAUGGACAUCUUUAUGCCCAGAUUCAAAUUGCAAAGCCACAGUGACUUAAAAGUGGUAUUACCAGCCCUGGGAGUCUUGGAUCUUUUUGAUCCAAGGAAAGCUGAUUUUAAAGGGAUGUCAGAGGAGAGCAAUGUGUACGUCUCUCAAGCCAUUCAUAAAGCGGAAAUCGAAGUGGCAGAAGAUGGUACGGGAGCCUCAGGAGUUACAGCCAUGGUGUUGCUGAAGAGAUCCCGCAUGCCCGUAUUUAAAGCAGACAGACCAUUUUUCUUUUUUCUAAGGCAAGCCAGCUCAGGCUCGGUGCUAUUCAUCGGGAGGGUCACCAACCCCUUCCAUUGAACAUACAUUCUAAGCAUGCGUUGUGAAGACAAAUCACAGUACUGUUGUAUUUAUUA
This is a messenger RNA of Nanorana parkeri, 1439 nucleotides long. RefSeq names its product serpin family E member 3 (gene SERPINE3). Lineage: Eukaryota; Metazoa; Chordata; Amphibia; Anura; Dicroglossidae. Bases 178 to 1383 code for a protein of 401 amino acids. The record is from RefSeq and is a predicted model, not a curated record. Gene Ontology annotation, molecular function: serine-type endopeptidase inhibitor activity. The transcript is spliced from 9 exons. Gene Ontology annotation, biological process: negative regulation of endopeptidase activity.